AUGUCCACUCCCCGGGACAACACUUACUAUUACCCUAAUUCUGGAAGAUUGCAGAGCAAGAGCCCUACAAGAGGCGACACUCAGAGUGGUUCGUCUGUGCCGGAACAGGGUUUGUUUUCUUAUGUCAACUCGAUGUACAUCAACUCAGAUCUGAAGUCUACCGACGUAGCUCCUUCCACGUAUGCCAGUCAUUACACACAACAACGCCAUCCUCAACCGUACGACGGCGGCUACGCUUCCUACCCUUACCAAGCGCCUUCCCAACAGCAUCAAGCGUCGCAAUAUUCGAUGUAUCAACAGCAACCCGACCCGAGAUACGCCGCGCAGCAGACGUACUCCACCUACCCUUCUCGAACCUCGCCCCCGAUUCCCGCUGACCAUCAUCGACAUAUCCCUAGCCAUGCGCACCAACCCGUCCGAGAUGAUCGAUGGCAGGCCCAGAGCACAUCAUACUAUCCCCAACCUACAUCCAGCCCCCAGACGAUGACCUCGCACAGCACCGUCCGCUCCCCGCAGGCCGCCUAUCCCACCCAGUACCCUCAGUACCAGCCCGUGGCGACGAGCACGUACCCCACCGAUCCCAACGCCAGCCGCAUGACGGCACAUGGACAGCCCGUGGCAUCCCAGCAUCAUCACAUGCAAAUGGGCCACCCUUCCGUCGAACGCACCGUCUCCUCUAGGAACGUUGCAUCUUUACCCUAUUCCCGCGGCCCGCCCGUCAUGUCUCCCAUUGACUACGACACUGCCGAGAGCUCCGCGGAGCCGACGAUCAAGAAAAAGCGCAAGCGCGCAGACCCCCACCAACUAAAGAUCCUCAACGAUGUCUACGCCCGCACGGCAUUCCCAUCCACGGAGGAGCGCGCAGACCUCGCGAAGAGGCUGGAUAUGUCAGCACGGAGCGUGCAAAUCUGGUUCCAAAACAAGCGCCAAUCAAUGCGAACGGGUGGACGCCAAGGCAAUUCAUCGACUCCUACAACGACUUCUAUCCCACCGAAUCCCCCUCUGAUGCCGUCGCCGCCGCAUGUGUACGACACGAGCCCGACUCUCGUCAGCCCCCAUUCGAUGGCCAGUUCCUCCGGAACACACUAUUCGUCACGCUCUCCACCACCCACUAUCUCUACACGGAAAUCGCCUUCCCCACCCGGUGGGAGAAGCAUGGACCCUCGCAAGUGGUUCAGUCGAGGUGGAUAUUAA
This is a messenger RNA of Heterobasidion irregulare TC 32-1, 1194 nucleotides long. RefSeq lists its product as uncharacterized. The transcript is spliced from 4 exons. Gene Ontology annotation, molecular function: RNA polymerase II cis-regulatory region sequence-specific DNA binding; DNA-binding transcription factor activity, RNA polymerase II-specific. Bases 1 to 1194 code for a protein of 397 amino acids. The record is from RefSeq and is a predicted model, not a curated record. Lineage: Eukaryota; Fungi; Basidiomycota; Agaricomycetes; Russulales; Bondarzewiaceae. Gene Ontology annotation, biological process: regulation of transcription by RNA polymerase II.